AUGGAGUCUCCCUGGAGCGGCCGUCUCCGUAGUCGCUCCGCUGGUGCCUCGCCGCUACGCUCUCGUCACCUACUUCCUCUCUCCCCACAGCAGCUGCGUGAGUGGUACGUUGGCCGUCAGGGUCGCGCUGCUGGAGCUGGGGGCCGUGCUGUUGGAGGUGCUGGAGCUUGUGACUCUACUCCUGGAGUUGUUUCUGCUGGAGAUCUUGGAGCUGCUGAGGGUGCUAGCGCUGGAGGUUCUGGAGCUGCUGGAGGUGCUGGCACUGGUGGCGCUGGAGCUGGAGGUUCUGGAGCUGCUGAGGGUGCUGGCGCUGGAGGUUCUGGAGCUACUGGAGGUGCUGGCGCUGGUGGCGCUGGAGCUGGAGGUUCUGGAGCUGCUGAGGGUGCUGGCGCUGGAGGUUCUGGAGCUACUGGAGGUGCUGGCGCUGGUGGCGCUGGAGCUGGAGGUUCUGGAGCUGCUGAGGGUGCUGGCGCUGGAGGUUCUGGAGCUACUGGAGGUGCUGGCGCUGGUGGCGCUGGAGCUGGAGGUUCUGGAGCUGCUACGGGUGCUGGUUCUCGAGGUUCUGGAGCUGCUGCGGGUCCUGGAGCUAAGGGUUCUGAGUCUGCUGUUGCGCGGUCCCCUUGGAGUAGCCGCCUUCGUCCGCGUGUGCCGCUCACGUCACAGCAGCUCCGCGACUGGUACGGUCGCCGUCCGGGUCGAGCUGCUGGAGCUCGGAGUUUUGCUGCUGGAGGUGCUGCUGCUGACGUUGCUGGAGCUGAGCCUGCGGGUGCUACUGCUGGAGGCCUUGGGUCUGGGGGUGCUGCUGCUGGUGGAGCUGGUCCUAGAGGGGCUGGCGCUGGGAGUUCUGGAGCUGCUGGAGGUACUGGAGCUGCUGGUGCUGGUGGCACUGCACCCCCGCGACUGUUCUUCGCUCCACCGUCUCCGUCGUCUCAGCCACCGCCUGACACUGUACUUAGUCAGGUUCUCAGCCUCCCGUCUUCUACUGGUCUUUCGUUACAGCCUGGGACGCCGCUGCCUGCUCCUUCCCCUUACACUGAGCAGGCAGGAGGUCUUGCUGAGCGUCGUGAGCCUGCGUCGCGUCCUGUCUCGCCUGUUCGUUCUGGUCGUACCAAUCAUCGUGUUCCUCGUCCGCGUUCGCCGGCUGUCCCCAGCGCGCACCUCGUCGUCCGUCGUCCUUUCUCUGCUCCGCAGUCUGUUCCUUUGCCGUCUCCUCCUGCGUCCUCUCUGCCUGUCGUUGCAGACCCUGAGUUUGACCGGUUUUGUGCUGAGCACCCUACUGUCACGCGUCUGUUAGCCACUGUUGUCACCGACCCGUCGUUUGAGUCUGCUGCUGCGUCUGCCUUGGUCGCUGAGCUUGUCGACUUUGCUGCUGCCUGUCGUCUAGACUACGCUGCCAGUCUAGUUGCUGAGUCUGAGUCUGUCUGUCCUCCGUCCGUCGGGGGUGAGUGUGCUCUUGGCACGGACGUCCUUGAGGACAAACAGGAGGACCUUGAGUGUCUUGCGGCCGCUGCGCCUCAUCUCGUGGCCAUGCUGCUUGCCCCUGAGGGAGACCCGGAAACUAUAGACAUCCCGACCCCGCGCUCUUACGCUGAGGCGAUCGCGGGCCCCUACUCCUCUCAGUGGCAGACAGCCAUGGACGCAGAGAUGGCAUCCUGGAAGUCCACAGGCACUUACGUCGAUGAGGUUCCCCCUCCAGGGGCGAACAUCGUUGAUGGCAUGUGGAUUUUCAGGGUGAAGCGGCCGCCAGGUUCUCCGCCUGUCUUCAAGGCUCGUUACGUUGCUCGAGGCUUCAGUCAGCGAGAGGGAGUCGACUUCUUCCAGACCUUCUCUCCCACCCCAAAGAUGACCACUCUUCGGGUGCUGCUGCACGUUGCCGCUCAGCGUGACUACGAGCUUCACUCACUGGACUUCAGCACAGCCUUCUUACAGGGCAGUCUGCACGAGGAGAUCUGGCUGCGCCGCCCACCUGGCUUCACUGGGUCGUUCCCGCCUGGUACCCAGUGGAGCCUCCGGCGGCCAGUCUACGGUCUCUGCCAGGCGCCUCGUGAGUGGCACGACACACUGAGGGCGACACUUGCGGCUCUUGGGUUUGCUCCUUCGACUGCUGACCCGUCGCUGUUUCUGCGCACCGACACUUCGCUGCCGCCGUUCUACAUCCUCGUGUACGUCGACGACUUGGUCUUUGCCACUGCUGACACUGAGGCUCUCGCCCUGGUGAAGUCGGAGCUGCAGAAGAGACACACGUGCACAGACCUGGGUGAGCUGCGCAGCUACCUUGGCUUGCAGAUCACCCGGGACAGAGCACGCCGCACCAUCACUCUGACUCAGUCUCACAUGGUGCAGCAGGUCCUUCAGCGCUUCGGCUUCACCUGGUCCUCGCCACAGUCCACUCCUCUGGCUACAGGUCACUCGCUCUCAGCUCCACCUUCGGACGAGUCCGUAGAGCCGAGUGGUCCUUACCCAGAGUUAGUGGGCUGCCUCAUGUACCUGAUGACCUGCACUCGUCCUGACCUUGCGUACCCUCUUGGCCUUCUGGCCCGUUACGUGGCUCCUGGUCGACACCGAAAGGUGCACUGGGAUGCUGCGAAGAGGGUACUGCGCUACCUGUGCAGUACAUCGGGCAUGGGGCUCGUGCUUGGAGGGCAGAGAGACGUGGUUCUCACUGGGCACUCUGACGCUUCUUGGGUUGACGACCAGGCUACACAGCGGUCGUCUCAGGGUUACACUUUCAGCCUUGGCUCUGGUUCUGUUUCUUGGCGUUCUACUCGCUCGUCUUCUAUUCUCAGCUCUAGUUGUGAGGCUGAGAUCUACGCCACAGCCAUGGCUGCACAGGAGUUACGCUGGCUCACUUACCUGCUGACUGACCUGGGAGAGCGGCCUUGUUCUCCUCCAGUGCUCUACGUCGACAACAAGGCCGCCAUUGCCUUGUGCGAGGAGCACAGACUGGAGCACAGAACGAAGCACAUCGCUCUGCGUUACUUCCUGGCUCGAGAGCUGCAGCAGCGAGGUCAGCUUCGUCUUGCUCACGUGGCCACCCAGGCCAACACUGCUGAUAUAUUCACCAAGGCACUUUCGUCUGGUGAUCAUCAGCGCUUUUGUACCCUGUUAGGCCUUGUGCCUACGUUUCCACACUUGUUGUAG
Messenger RNA from Closterium sp. Yama58-4, 3141 nucleotides. NCBI's taxonomy places the organism in Eukaryota, Viridiplantae, Streptophyta, Zygnematophyceae, Desmidiales, Closteriaceae. The record is from the annotation of a GenBank genome assembly.